Messenger RNA from Trichobilharzia szidati, 2633 nucleotides. The record is from the annotation of a GenBank genome assembly. NCBI's taxonomy places the organism in Eukaryota, Metazoa, Platyhelminthes, Trematoda, Strigeidida, Schistosomatidae.
AAAAUAAUCAUAUUAUUUAAAAUCAAUAAUAAUAAUAUCCUGUUUAUUUUUCCUUUUGUCAACUAUUAGUUGCAGAAUCAGUUGAUUUCUUCAGUUGAACGUCUUCCACUAACUACUGGUGGUGCACCUUUAGUUAUACGUGGUAAAGAUUUUCGAGUACUUCGUCUAAUUCUACUGAAAGAACGUGAUUGUCAUGAUGUUUAUCUUACUUUGACCAGAUUAAUACGUGUUGCAAAUGUAUCUGAGCUGCCGUGUUAUCGUUUCGUUCCACCUGAUUGUUAUUGGCCUCGUGAAGAAGGCUGGUCAAUGUUUUCAUUGGAAUCACAGUAUAAUCGAUUUGGACUGCCUAAUUCUUUCUGGACGCUAACGAAUGUGAAUAACAAUUUUGAGAUAUGCGACACCUAUCCUUCUCUGUUAUGUGUCCCAAGUAUGAUAUCAAAGAAUAUUCUCUAUGGAAGUUCACGUUUUCGUAGUCGUGGCAGAUUUCCUGUGUUAACUUAUCUACAUCCAAAUGGAAAGUCAGCAUUAUGUCGAAGCAGUCAACCGCUAGCAGGUUUUUCUUCAAAAUCAACAGAGGACCAGGUACUCUUUGAAGCUAUACGUAAUUCAAAUCCUGAAUCCAAUAUCCUUUAUGUGGUUGAUACACGACCUGCAAUCAAUGCGUUGACUAAUCGUGCACAAGGCAAAGGAUAUGAAGAUACUAAUGUCUAUCGGAAUGUCGUAAUCCAAUUCUUUGAUAUUGAAAAUAUUCAUGUGGUUCGGUCAUCUUUAGAAAAGUUAUUAAAAGUUUGUUGCAGUCCUGCAAUAACACUGGAAAACUUCACAUCGGGUUUGGAUAAAUCUGGUUGGCUUAAACACUUACGUGCAAUUUUGGAAGCAGCCUAUUUUGUAGCUAAACGAUUGGAUGAAGGCAACUCAGUACUGGUUCACUGUUCCGAUGGUUGGGAUCGUACAGCUCAAGUUUGCGCCCUAGCACAAAUUAUUCUGGAUCCGUAUUAUCGAACAUUUAUAGGAUUACAAGCACUGAUUGAAAAAGAAUGGAUCCAGUUCGGUUAUAAAUUCACUGAAAGAUGUGGUUUAGAAUCUGAUGUUGAUCCACGUGAAGUAUCGCCGAUUUUCACUCAAUUUCUUGACUGUCUUCGACAUUUACUGGAGAUAUGUCCAAGUAAAUUUGAGUAUAAUGUUAAGCUGUUACAAUUUUUACACGAUCAAGUCUACUCAGCAGUUUAUGGAACAUUUAUUGGAUGUAACGAAAAGGACAGAAUAAAUCUUAGAGUUCGUGAGCGUACUUACUCUCUCUGGGCUUACUUAAAUCACUACCGUGAUAAAUGGAUUAAUCCCUUCUAUGAACACAAUUCAGUAUGGACAAAUUUUUCUAUUGGGAGUAGUUUCGAUCUAGAAAAAGAUACGUAUUUUGAAACAGAUGAUUUAAUCACCUCUGGAAUUGAACUUCUUGACGAUGGUAAAGGCAAUAGUCGAUAUGCAGCAGAUAUGCUUCCAGCACAUGUAUUAUAUGCACCAUUGUUUCGUUUAUGGCGUGAUCUGUAUUUACGAUGGGAAUGGCGUUUACCUAAGCAUGAUGGUCAACGAGAGAAUCAUGUCUCUGACUAUUUAUACGGUCUGACAACUUUACUUGACCAUAAUCGAUUAUUGGAGGCAAGAAUCAGGCAGUUACAAAAGUUAUUGGAUAAAAGUGAUGGUGCUAAUAAUAAUGAUAGUACUGUUGUACAUAAGAAUAAUUUAGAAGCUUCACCUGAGAAAUCACUAACUUCAAAAUUGACAGAUCUUAAAAUUGAUUGUGCACUGGAUAAGACUGAAAAUGAAAUUCAUUCAACUGACAACGAAAAGUCGACGGUUUCGUCGUCGAUUAAACAACCUCUUGUUUUUACAAGGUGGAAUUCAAUUUCUAAUGAUGAUCAAAAACAACUGCCUCUGCCUACUGUUGAACAACUCAAGUGUGAAAUGGAUAUAAUCAGUGUAAAAUGGUCACCGUGUAUGAAAUCAGGUGAUCUAUGCUGUGUUUGUAAUAGUCUCUUAGUCUUAUCCAAUCAAUCAGUUCAUUGUCAUUCAUGUGGCCUUCUCACCUGUUCACGGUGUAUCCAUCCCAAUCCACCAAUCAUUCCAAGUUUAUGGUCUACUGAUCAAAAAUCUGUACAGUUUUGUAAUACUUGUACUUCGAAACUUCGCAACAGUAAUAACACUUCAAAUUGUAAACAUUUCAGUCAAUUAAAAACAGCCAGCAACAUGCCAACUACUACAAAGCCUGAAAACAAUUCAUCAUCUUCAACUGAUCACCACCACCACCUGCUAACGUUUACAUCCUCCACGUGUAACUCUUGAUGUCUGUUAGCUGUGAAUUAAUUUUCCUCUCCUCAAAUUUACCAUGUGAUAUUAGGUAUUUGUGUAUGCGUGUGUCUAUCCAUCUAUCCAUGUUUUCUCUUUCUCUGAUAAAAAUUAUCUGUGAUCAUGUUUCGACAAGUGCUGUCUCAUUCUGUAUCUUCACAGUUCCUAUUUUCCCCUCUAUUAUUCAUCCCUUAAUUCCGUGUAUUUCCCUAAUCGAGGAAUAUGUGCUUUGAAUUGGAUCAGUGGUAAGCAGUAUUUGUUAGUUUAUUGAUUUAUUUUCUCUCCUCCAC